Molecule: messenger RNA, 1746 nt
Organism: Fonsecaea multimorphosa CBS 102226
Lineage: Eukaryota; Fungi; Ascomycota; Eurotiomycetes; Chaetothyriales; Herpotrichiellaceae
Exons: 3
Coding region: 1-1746 (581 amino acids)
Cellular component (GO): nucleolus
Molecular function (GO): GTP binding
Source: RefSeq, a predicted model, not a curated record
AUGGGUGCUCGAAAGAAAGAAGCUUCCCGCCGUGAGCGGCAGGGGCAGUCGACAGACGGCAUGGCAAACGUCAAGGUCAAGGGCGAGAACUUCUAUCGCAAUGCCAAAAAGCUCAAGACCUUGAAUAUGCUGAAAGAUGGCAAAGCACAGCGGAAUGCCGAAGGUAAAAUCACAAAAGCCGCCUCCUACCAGUCCCGCGAAAUUCCCAAGGCCCGAGUCGAGCCUAAUCGGAAGUGGUUUGGGAACACAAGAGUUAUAUCUCAAGAUGCACUCGACUCCUUCAGACAAGCUGUGGCAGAGCGAGCAGCGGACCCAUACCAGGUCCUUCUGAAGACGAACAAACUACCUAUGAGCUUGAUUCGAGAUGCCGAGAACACCAAGAACGGAAUCAAACAACAUCAGGCCAAGAUUGCAGUGGAGUCGGCUCCCUUUGCCGACACCUUUGGACCAAAGUCCCAGCGGAAGCGCGUGAAGCUCAGUGCAAGCUCAGUGGCAGAUUUGGCUGACGAGUCGGUAAAGAUGCACGACAACUAUCUCGAUCGACUGGAGGAGAACAAACUGCUGAGCGGACAGACUGCGGAACAGAUGCAGGGGCAAGAAGACGGCGAACUCACGAGUGCCCGGGAACCAAUCUUCUCAAAAGGCCAAAGCAAGAGGAUAUGGAACGAGCUGUACAAGGUCAUUGACUCGUCCGAUGUCGUUAUUCACGUGCUGGAUGCUCGAGACCCCGAGGGCACAAGAUGUAGGAGCGUGGAAAAAUAUAUUCGCGAGGAGGCACCGCACAAGCACUUGGUGUUCGUAUUGAACAAAUGCGAUUUGGUGCCGACGAGCAUAGCGGCUCAAUGGACAAGGCUCCUUUCAAAAGAAUAUCCUACACUGGCUUUUCACGCGUCGAUGACGAAUUCCUUUGGGAAAGGCUCGCUCAUCACGUUGCUGCGGCAAUUCUCUACGUUGCAUUCGUCGAGAAAGCAGAUCUCAGUGGGUUUCAUCGGGUAUCCAAACACCGGCAAGUCCUCGAUCAUCAACACGCUACGAAAGAAGCGAGUUUGUACAGUUGCUCCAAUUCCUGGGGAGACCAAAGUUUGGCAAUACAUCACAUUAAUGAAGAGAAUCUAUCUGAUCGAUUGUCCUGGAGUUGUUCCACCGAGUCAAGGCGACACCGAAGAAGACAUUCUGCUGCGUGGAGUGGUGCGUGUGGAGAAUGUCGAACAUCCUGCACAAUAUGUUGAGGCGGUUCUGAGGCGAACGAAGACCCGCCAUAUCGAACGGACCUACGACAUCAAGGCUUCCGAUUACAACGACGAUCCGGUUGAAUUUCUCAGUAUUUUAGCAAGAAAGGGUGGGAGACUGUUGAAAGGUGGCGAGCCCGAUGUGGAUGGUGUUGCCAAGAUGGUCUUGAAUGAUUUCCUGCGUGGAAAGAUCCCCUGGUUCACACCGCCCCCAAAGAAAGAGGGUGCCGAGGGGACAGAUGAUGAUCCUUCGACGGAAGUGAUCGAAGGGAGGGAAGGACGUCUAGGCGAGAUGCCCGGCAAAAGGAAGGCUGACCAAUCUGCAGCGAGUGGCGAGGGUUCACCUGAGCCAGGUGUAGAACAAGACUCAUCGGCCAGUGAUGAAGAGGAGGAAGGAGACGAGAGCAGCGAAGAACCAGCCGAUGACUUUGCAAACUUUGACGACGAAAACGAAGACGACGAGGAAGACUUGAGUGAGACUGAUGCUUCUGGUAAUGAGGGAGGGACUCAGCUAUAA